CACUUCCGGCCACCGCCGUGAACGGUCGAGGAAUGUUUCGCUCCUCUGGGGCGGUGUCAGCGGCCAUGUUUAGCCGCGGUAACAGGAAUGCUGCCAGUGCCAACCAGGAUUACGAAAUCAUUUUGCCUCCUCUUCCAACUGGUCGUAUUGUUUUAAACACUGUAUUUUUUCAUGCGGAUGUUCGAGGAAGACCCUACCGAGUAGAAGACAUCCGAGAUGCUCUUGGGCGUUUGGCAAUGCUCCCUGACGUUGAAGCGUUAGGGGCAUACCAAAUGAACCACGUGUGGGCGGUCACGCUCAAGAAUACGGAGGCAAAGAAGAGACUGCUUUCUGCAACCGACGUUUCCGUGAAGGACCGCCGUUGCGUCGUUGUGGACCCGAACAACCAGGACGUUCGACUAAAGCUCCAUUGGGUGCUUCAUUACGUAGACGACGAAGACAUACGGACUGCGCUUGCACCCUACGGUAAGGUCACCGAAGUGGCAAGAGAGCGAUGGCGAACGGAAGGUUUAUCAGACAAAGGCUCUACAACGCGCAUUAUCAGCCUUCAACUCAAGGCAGGGUAUACCAAGGAAGACAUUCCACAUCAACUACGAGUAGCAGGAGACCUGACGUUGGUAGUAGUGGCCGGAAGAGCUCCACUCUGCCUACGGUGUAAAGGAACCGGUCACAUACGACGCGAAUGUCAUGUCCCUCGGUGCGCACUGUGCAAACGCUUUGGCCACGCUGAGGAAGACUGCGUAAGGACUUACGCGAAGGUCACAGGGCGCUCUGCGUGGGACGAAAAUGCGGAGCUACAAAUGGAUGAAUUGGAAGCUGAGGAAGUUGCCACCAGCAAGACCGGAGAACCCGAGUCGGAGGAAACGCCCCCUUCGCUCCAGUCGCCCAAUGCAGACGAGAAACAGGAUAACGACAAGCAGGUUGUACAACCUGUACCGUCUCCUGUGACGACAACCAGUGCUUCCAGCAGCUCAGUGGAAAAAAAUAUGAGCCAGCCGACCCGUUUGGAAAAGUCCGAAGACGUUGAUAUGACGGAUACGAAGAUCGGCGCAGGGAAAAGAACACGUGAGGAAACAGUAGCAGGGAAUGGAGCCUCAAACGAGCCCAGUGCCGGCGAGCCACCCACUAAAGCGUCCCAAGGGCGCCGCCCGAGCUUCAAGCCGAAACCCAACGUACCGCCGGACCGUCACAUUCCAGGGGGCUCGUAG
This is a messenger RNA of Dermacentor silvarum, 1208 nucleotides long. RefSeq lists its product as uncharacterized. Lineage: Eukaryota; Metazoa; Arthropoda; Arachnida; Ixodida; Ixodidae. Gene Ontology annotation, molecular function: nucleic acid binding; zinc ion binding. The record is from RefSeq and is a predicted model, not a curated record. The transcript has a single exon. Bases 33 to 1208 code for a protein of 391 amino acids.